Dovyalis caffra is the source of this 1077-nucleotide messenger RNA. The record is from the annotation of a GenBank genome assembly. NCBI's taxonomy places the organism in Eukaryota, Viridiplantae, Streptophyta, Magnoliopsida, Malpighiales, Salicaceae.
AUGGAACAAAGACUAUUAGCGAUCGAACACAGGAGUGCUUCUCUUGAGAAUUUCAUUAACCAGCCAGAAGCCUCACCUACAGAUUUUUCGAAGGCGAAUAAAGAGCUUCGGAAACUCAGGGGUUCAAUGGAACUUAUAACCAACCUCAGGACCAAACAGAAGGAGAUUGAUGGUUUGAGAUCACUGAUAGCUGAAUGCCCAGAAGAUAAAGACAUGCUUGAUAUGGCAAACGAGGAAAUGAGUCAGGCCAUGGAAGAAGAGAAAAGACUGCAGAAUUUGCUGCUGAAGUCGUUAAUUCCCAAGGAUGAUGCUGAUGAGAGGGGCUGCAUUCUGGAGGUGAGAGCAGGAACUGGAGGAGAAGAGGCUUCUUUAUUUGCGAUGGAUAUAUUCAAGAUGUAUGAGAGAUUCUCGCAGAAGAAUGGUUGGAGAUUUGAAGUAGUUGAUACAGCUGAGUCUGGUUUGAAAGGAUACAAGGAAGCUACUGCAGCAAUCACUGGAGCUGACGUUUUUGGGAAACUCAAAUUUGAGAGUGGAAUUCACAGAGUUCAGCGUGUUCCAGUGACAGAGAAGUUGGGGCGUGUUCAAACGAGUGCUGUGUCUGUUGCUAUUCUUCCUCAAGCUGAUGAGGUAGACGUUCAAUUAAGGAAUGAAGAUAUGAGAAUUGACACCUACAGGUCUGGUGGUUCUGGUGGCCAGCAUGCAAAUACCACCAAUAGUGCUGUUAGAAUAACUCAUCUUGCAACCGGGAUAACCGUUUCCAUACAAGAUGAACGAUCCCAGCAUAUGAAUAAAUCAAAAGCCCUCAAGGUGCUAUGUGCAAAGCUGUAUGAAAUGGAGAGGUCAAGAAUUCAUAUGAGUCGAUCAAGACUACGAUCAGAGCAGAUUGGCAGUGGAGACAGAUCUGAACGCAUCCGAACAUACAACUUCCCUCAAGGACGCGUCACCGAUCAUCGUGUUGGCAUCACUCAUCAUGCAAUAAAUGAUGUGAUGCAGGGUGAGAGUCUGGAUGUCUUCAUUGAUGCUCUUCUUCUACAGGAGGAAAUGGAUGCAAUUGCAUCAUUCAGUUCUAUUGAGUGA